Messenger RNA from Magnolia sinica, 1791 nucleotides. Its product is annotated as CBL-interacting serine/threonine-protein kinase 4-like. NCBI's taxonomy places the organism in Eukaryota, Viridiplantae, Streptophyta, Magnoliopsida, Magnoliales, Magnoliaceae. Gene Ontology annotation, molecular function: ATP binding; protein kinase activity. The transcript has a single exon. The record is from RefSeq and is a predicted model, not a curated record. Gene Ontology annotation, biological process: protein phosphorylation; signal transduction. Bases 204 to 1535 code for a protein of 443 amino acids.
GAUGGACGGAGUGGAUUUCUGAAAAACAUCACGGUGGACACCACCUAAGUUUCAAGCGCAGGAAGCCUUUCCCAGGAAAUCCGCGUCCAUUGGAGCCAUUGAUGAGAACGACAAGAAGCCAAUCACCACAUCCCGCUAUAAGAACCUAACAAACCCCCUCCUUCCAUGCAACGAUCAAAGCAAGGAAAUAUACUUCCAAGCCCAUGACUCCAUCCAUGGAGCCAGGACCCGACCCCAUGGUCCCACCCACAAGCCCCAAGCUCUUGCUAGGCAAGUACCAGCUAGGCCGCCUCCUCGGCCGUGGCACGUUCGCCAAGGUCUACUCCGCCCGUUCGAUUUCCGACAGCGCCGGCGUAGCCAUCAAGGUCAUCGACAAAUCCAAGAUCACCGAUGCAGCUACAAUGGAGCCAUGCAUCAUACGUGAAGUAACAGUCAUGCGGCGGCUCCGCCACCCCAAUGUAAUCAAGCUGCAUGAAGUCAUGGCCACCAAGUCUAAGAUAUACCUGGUCAUGGAGCAUGCAAGAGGAGGUGAGCUCUUCUCCCAGAUCUCUAGCCGCGGCCCGUUGAAGGAGCAAGUCGCGCGAUACUACCUCCAGCAGCUCGUCUCAGCCCUUAGAUAUUGCCACUCCAAUGGAGUCGCCCACCGCGACGUCAAGCUUCAGAACCUCCUCUUAGACCAUGAUGGGAAUUUGAAGGUAUCAGAUUUCGGGCUCUCGGCGCUUCCCGAUCAGCUCAAGGACGGGCUACUCCACACGGCGUGCGGGACGCCGGCAUACACAGCACCUGAGGUAUUCAGGAGGAAGGGCUAUGAUGGAGCUAAGGCGGACGCUUGGUCGUGCGGCGUCAUUCUCUUUGUUCUCCUCGCCGGGUCACUCCCCUUUGACGAUGCCAACCUCACUUCGAUGUAUCUAAAGAUGAACCGGAGGGAGUUUGAAUUCCCGACAUGGUUCUCCCGGCCGGUGCGGCAAUUGAUCACACGGCUCCUGGAUCCGAACCCAGAGACUAGAAUGACGAUGGACAGUUUGAUGGAGGUUGGUUGGUUCAAGAAGUCGUUCAAAUUGAAAGGUCGUGGAAUUUGCUACUCGCCGGAUCAGAACAAUCAGACCGGCCAGUGCACACACCUUAAAGAUAGUCAAUUCAGUUUGGAUGGUUCGACGGCUCUUAUCAUGAAUGCCUUCGACAUAAUCUCAUUGUCGUCAGGCUUGGAUUUGUCGGGUCUCUUUGAAGUAGGAAGGAGAGAGAGGAGAUUCACAACGACAGCGUCAACAGAGAAGAUCCUAGAGAGGGUAGAGGAGAUAGGUGGGAAGCUGGGGUAUAAGGUGGAGUGGAGGAAAGUUGGAACACUAAGCUUGAUCAAGGGGCAAAUUUCCUUAUUGGUGGAGAUUUCGGCAAUGGCACCAGCUAUUCUACUAGCGGAGUUGAAGGCAACGGCAAGCGGUGGAGUAGAGUUUGAUGAAUUCUUUUGGGGUGACUUGAAAGCCGGGCUUGAGGAUGUGGUUUUCGCCUGGCACGGCAAUGGAAUUCAAGCUGGGUGAAAAUCAGGUUUGGAAGCCUGACCUAUUUGGUUGGUAUUUUGAGUCAUUCCAAGUCAUGAUCAUUGUCUGAUGCUGAAUUGUGAUGAGGGAUGCUGGAGUUGAGUGUCUUAGAAUCAUCGGGAUACUUGGUGUGGAUACAUGGUAGUUGUAUAGAAUGAAACCGUUUGAGCGGUAUGAAUGGGCUCCAUUGUAACAAAAUGCUAACAUGUACAUGAGGGGUUCAAUGAAAUGGUGGCUGCAAUUCGCACUCCGUCAA